Molecule: messenger RNA, 1590 nt
Organism: Prorocentrum cordatum
Lineage: Eukaryota; Dinophyceae; Prorocentrales; Prorocentraceae
Source: the annotation of a GenBank genome assembly
AUGGCCGGGGCCUUCCUGGGGCUUCCCGCGGGCUGGGCGGGGCUCAUCGACCGCUGGGGCGUCCCCGCGUUCCAGGCCUGGGCCGCGCGCUGCCCGGCGGUGGAGCUCCCGCCGUGCCCAGCGUGCCCGGGCUGCAGCUGCCCAGCCUGCCCGCCCUGCCCUGGUGCCUCAGUGGGCGCGACCACGGGCACUGUCGCACUCGCCUGCGGGACGGCCGCGCUGACUGGCGCGUCGCUCGGGGCCCCCGGCACCUUCACGGCGCUCCGGCUCUGGGCGCCGCGCUGGGCGUGUCAGGGACACAGCCGCCGCUCGCUACGCUCGCCGCUGGGCCUCAUGUCGGAGGCGUGGGCGUGGGUCCUCUACAACGUGGUCGGCGCGCCGCUGUUCCACCAGAGGAGGGUAGCAGGCCAGCUGGCGCUCACGAGUGACGUGAUCAUCGUGACCCCAGAUGACAUGGUCUAUGCCGGGACCUUGCUGACGGCCGGGCCCGACAUCUCGGCGGUGCAGUUCCGCCAGGUCCCUUCGGCGGCGCGCGAGGCGGCCUGGCUGGCGGCCGCCGUCGCGGAGGCCGACGCCGAGUUCGGCCGCCGCCAUCCAAGGGUGCCCGUGCCGCCUGGCGGCACCCUGGUGCCGAUGGCGGGCGGCUUGCUGCCAGGGUUCGUGGCGCCCGCGGCCGCGCCAGCCGCCAUCGUCGGGCCCGUGCCGCCUCCCGAUGGGGCUGCCGCUGCGCCGCUCGCGGCCGGGGUCGCCGCUGCCGCGUUGGCCGCUACCGGGCCGCCCGCGCCCGACGGACCGCUCGCCGCGGCGGUGCCAGGCCCGGCGGCCGGCGUGCCCAUCGCGCCGGGCGCCCCCCCGGCCGUCGGAGCGCCAGCGGGCUGGUCGUGGGUGCUCGCCGAGGAUGCAGGCGGCCUCGCCUGCGGCUCGGUGGUGCAAGUCGGCCCGAUCGGUGGCGCGAUCUUGGCAGCGCGAGCGGGCCGACGAGCGACCAUCACUCUCGUCGGAGGUGCCUCCGCCAUGGCGUUCCUCCUGGAGGACUGGCGGCGAGGUGAUUUCGUCGGCAAUGGGGCCGACGCGAGGAUUUUGGCGCGCACGCCGGGCGUUCGCCUGGCACGGAGCUGGCUCGCAGUGACCGAGUCGGCGGACCUUGCAGCCGAGGUCCGCGGGCUGCUGCGUGGCCACCACGAGAGCUGGAAGUCCCGCAAGAGGCUCAACCCCUCGGACUGGGGCGUCUCGGAGCACCACGCGCUCUCCACCGCGCUCGAGGACCUCGCCACGCACGACGAGGUGAACUUGACGAACCUCCUCGGCGCGGAGCGUCUUCUGAGGAAGAUGCAGCUGAUCGAGCACUUCUGGGACGAGAAGCAACGGGCGCAGGAUGCGGGGCAGCUGAAGCUGCCGGUGGAGGAGGUCUCCGCUUUCGUGGGCGGCACGGGCCCGUCGAGUCGCCCAAGCAGCAUGGCGCGCCCCGCCCUGCUUGGCGCGGUCGGCAAGGAGCUCGAGCGCAUCAGUCUGACCAAGAAGAACGCCCGCAAGCUACGGGAGGAGGCGAAGGCCGCCGCUAGGCCGAAAGCUGGCGGAGCCAAGGCAUGA